AUGACCGAUCAAGAAUUAAGAAGACAAGGAGGUUCGUUUCUUUUUACCCUAAGCUUAGCCUUCAAGUCCAUAGGUGUUAUAUAUGGAGAUAUUGGUACUUCGCCCUUAUAUGUGUACACCGGAAUCUUCACGGAACCACCUACUGACUCUCGAGAUGUUUUUGGCUCUUUAUCUUUGAUCGUUUGGUCAUUGACGAUCGUGGUAUUGAUAAAGUAUGUUUUCAUAGUACUCCGAGCUGAUGAUCAUGGUGAGGGCGGCACGUUUGCUUUAUAUUCAUUAUUAAGUCGGCAUUCUGGUUUAUCUGUACGUGGAAAUAUGAAAUCUGAUGAAGAUUUGACGGUUAUAAAUUAUGAAUCAGUUGAUGACUCUGAGGGUCCAAACUUUAUUAAGCGUAGUAUUGGUGUGCAAACUGCUCUGCUUACUGUGGUCCUCGCUGGUUCUUCUUUAGUAAUGAGUGAUGGCCUUUUGACUCCUGCCAUAUCUGUAAUUUCCGCUGUUGAGGGUAUGGCCGUUCCUGCGCCAAGUUUAACUCCCGCAAUUGUUCCCAUCAGCUGUGUUAUUCUCGUUUUGUUAUUUCUAUUACAACAAUUUGGCACCGGAAAAGUUGGAAAUUUAUUCGCUCCAAUUGUUUCUUUGUGGUUUAUUUCUCUCGCUUGCAUUGGCAUUUGGAAUAUUUCUCAACAUCCUGAUAUUCUUAGAGCUUACAGUCCUUAUUUUGCUUUUGAUUAUUUUAUUAGAAAGAAAGAUGCUGGGUUUACUGAUCUUGGUGGUGUUUUAUUGGCCGUCACUGGUGUCGAAGCACUAUUUGCAGACUUAGGGCAUUUUAAUCAUACAGCCAUUCGAAUCUCUUUUCCAUUUUUUGUUUAUAUUCCUUUGGUUUUAGCUUAUUCUGGCCAAGCUGCUCGUUUGGUUUUAGAUCCCACUGUAAUCUCCAAUACUUUUUGGUUGACCAUCCCUUCUGAUCCUGCCAUUUAUUGGAUUGUAUUUGUUUUAGCUAUAUUAGCUACUAUAAUUGCAUCUCAGGCUAUGAUAUCUGCUACCUUUUCUUUAAUUUACCAAUCAAUGCAAUUAGAUUGUUUCCCGAGAGUUAAGGUUGUUCAUACAUCUGAAAAAGUUGAAGGUCAAAUUUACAUUCCAGAGAUCAAUUAUUUCUUGAUGGUCGCUAUCGUGUUUGUUUCUGUUGCAUCUGUAAUGAUUAUUACAACAACUCUCUUAACAAUCGUAAUUCGUGUUGUUUGGCGUCUUCCUAUUAUUAUUUCAAUUCUAUUUUUUUGUUUUUUUUUCACUGUUGACGCUUCAUUUUUGGGUGCAACCUUACUAAAAGUCGUAUCUGGUGGUUGGUUUACACUGAGUGUUGCUGCAUUUCUUACUAUUGUGAUGAGUAUAUGGAGAUGGGGUACUGUUCGUGUGCUAGAGCAUGAACGUGCACAAACUCCUGAUCUUAAUAGACUUUUUAAAGAUGAAAAAAAAGUGAUGAAUGAGAAAAUUGAAAGUAAUAUAAACAAUGCAUCUCAUGAAAUUAUAUUAGAAAACAAUAAUGAGAUUAUUUUAGAAAGUGGUAAUGAAAAUAUUUUAAUUGAUACCGGAACCCAUUUGACACGCUCGCCGGGUAUUGGCUUAUUCUAUAGUGAUAUUGGCGCCAAGAUUCCACUUUCUUUUACUCAAUUUGUAAAACACUUUCCAGUCAUGUCUCAAAAUGUUGUUUUUAUCAAUAUUCGAACUGUAGCUGAUCCAAAAGUUGGUGAUAAUGAUCGUUUAAGAGUGAAGAAAGUUAAAAAUUGUGAAGGUUGUUAUCAAGUAACUGCCAGAUAUGGUUAUACAGAACAAGUCUCACAAGGAAAAGAGUUUCUUAUACAAUUAGUUGAAGCAAUUAGAAAUAUUGAUCCUACUAACAAAAAUUUAACUCAUGAUUUUAAUCCUGAUAAUGGUUCUAUUGCAUAUGUUGUAGGACAACAAUAUCUUUGUGCUAAGCCUGAUACUCCAUGGUGGACAAGGAUUUUAAUUGGUCUUUAUAUGGUCAUAUAUCUUAAUACAAGAAAAUUCUAUAGUAAUUGGGAAAUUCCUGUUGAGAAUACUAUUGAAGUUGGUGUAAAGAUUUCGAUUUAA
This is a messenger RNA of Dentiscutata erythropus, 2106 nucleotides long. Lineage: Eukaryota; Fungi; Glomeromycota; Glomeromycetes; Diversisporales; Gigasporaceae. The record is from the annotation of a GenBank genome assembly.